Messenger RNA from Stylophora pistillata, 1960 nucleotides. RefSeq lists its product as uncharacterized. Gene Ontology annotation, cellular component: plasma membrane; signaling receptor complex. Gene Ontology annotation, molecular function: ATP binding; transmembrane receptor protein tyrosine kinase activity. Gene Ontology annotation, biological process: multicellular organism development; cell surface receptor protein tyrosine kinase signaling pathway; protein phosphorylation. NCBI's taxonomy places the organism in Eukaryota, Metazoa, Cnidaria, Anthozoa, Scleractinia, Pocilloporidae. The record is from RefSeq and is a predicted model, not a curated record.
GCAUGAUGAAGUUGAGUUGGGUCAGCUGAAUACAAAUACAGAUGGAUGGGAGAUUGCAGUUGACCGCCUAAACCUUCGCGAGGCUAUUGGCAGAGGGGCAUUUGGCUCAGUGUGGCGAGCGCUAUUGGGUCGGUCCCGUGGCAGACCUGGUAAUCGUACAGUUGCUGCUAAGUGCUGCCUACCAAUCUCUGGGGAGCAAGGAAGGCAGGCCCUGCUGAGAGAGAUCGAUUUAUUGAAACUGUUUGGAAGGAUGGGCCAUGAAAAUGUCGUUAAAUUCAUCGGCUGUGUUACAGUUGGAGCUCAGCCAAUACUUAUCAUGGAAUACCUGUGGCGAGGUGACUUGCUGGGUUAUCUAAGGAAAUCCAGGGGGGUUUUCGACCACUAUCAUCGUGGGGUCGGAAGGGUCGACCACUUGACAACAUAUGACAUGGUGUUGUUCGCUAAACAGAUCGCACAUGGUAUGACUUUUCUCGCCUCUAGAGGGAUAAUUCAUCGCGAUCUUGCAGCUCGCAACAUCCUCCUCGAUGAGCAUCGUGUAUGCAAGUUGACUGAUUUUGGGCUCUCUUAUCAAGAUUUCAAAUACGGCCCAGGGAAUGCCAAGAAGGGAUGUAUUCCAAUCAAAUGGAGUGCACCCGAGAUUCUUUUUGGUCAUGUGGAACAGCUGUCAACCAAAAGUGAUGUGUGGUCUUAUGGCAUAGUCCUGUUUGAAAUCUUCACAAUCGGAGGCAUUCCAUACGAAGGAUGGUCUGAAACCAGAACAAUGAGAGAAAUCCAACGAGGUUACCGUUUGCCAAAGCCUGAACAUAUCGAAGACAGUUUAUACGCGGUGAUGUUGAGCUGCUGGAAAUAUCAAAUCGCCGUUCGGCCACAUUUUGUAAACCUCUGCAAAACAAUGGAUACAUAUCUUAAAACGAAGACAUAUGUGGAUAUCGUGAACAUGGACAAGUAUGAUCACGAUAAGUAUAAGUUUAUCGAUGAUCGUGGAGCUGCUGCAAACCGAGAAGAUGCAGCACCAGAUGAGCAAGGAGCAGCUGCAGCUAAACCCGACCGUGAGGUGGGUGAACACGGUGCUACUGCGUAUCCAUUCGUGGCUGCAACAGAAGAUGGUGCGAGAGCUUUCCCUCUCGCAAUCAAAGUAGAAGAGGGUGGGGCAGCACACUCUUUUAAGAACGAUGAAAAAGGUACUGAUGCCUCAGAGUACCUUUUCGAGUGUGAUACUUUACUAUACCUCAGCGAGAGCGAGGGAGAAGAUAUCGAUGGCUCUGAUUGCCCUCUUGCGAUCGAGGAAGAAGAUAUUGAUCCUUUGCCAUCUAAUUUGGCGAUGGACGAUAAUGGUCUUGGUCCUCUGGCAGGCCCCAUUGUGACUGACGAGGAAAAUCCUGAUUGUUCAACAUGCUUUCUUGUCAUUGAGAAGGAAAAUUCCAGCAAUUUAGCAUUCUCCUCUCUGACUGGAGAAGAAGGUUUGGAAGCCACAGCAUGCCCUCCUGUAAUUGAAACAGAAGAUCCUAACUCUUUAGCACACCCCCAUGCCACUGAGGUGAACAGACCUGAUGCCUCACAAUCUCAUCCCGUAAUCGGGGAAGAAGAUGUCGAUUCCUUAGAAUACCCUUCCCUGAUUGAAGCAGAAGGCCAUAUUGAUUCCGCCUUCUCUCCAGAGGUCGAAGAAGGUACAACAAGCAAACCUGAAACUAAUGCUGAUGAUCAAGGUGCUGCAGUAGUACAAUCUGUAAAGGAGACAGGGGAAGAAGAACUUAAGACUUUCCAACUUAAGAAUACUAAAUAUGAACAAGACUACUGUGGAAAACAUAUGGAGGACCAAUGUGAUGCAGUAGAACUUUAUGAUGAAGAGGUUGGUGUACAAGAGUAUAAUGAUUACCAACUAACGGCUGUGGAUACAGAUGAAACCGGAAAUGAGGAAGACGAGGAGACAUCCGAAGGAACUCCUCUUGUGCAGGACUGA